Messenger RNA from Aspergillus pseudoviridinutans, 1203 nucleotides. RefSeq lists its product as uncharacterized. Bases 1 to 1203 code for a protein of 400 amino acids. Gene Ontology annotation, cellular component: fungal-type vacuole membrane. Gene Ontology annotation, molecular function: calcium:proton antiporter activity. NCBI's taxonomy places the organism in Eukaryota, Fungi, Ascomycota, Eurotiomycetes, Eurotiales, Aspergillaceae. The transcript has 3 exons. The record is from RefSeq and is a predicted model, not a curated record. Gene Ontology annotation, biological process: calcium ion transmembrane transport; intracellular calcium ion homeostasis.
AUGCUGGCUGGUAUAAAACCAACCCAGUCCAAUAAGCUUCACGCUUUCGUGUCCUACCUUGUGGAAACGCUCGCCAGAAUCCUCAGCGCUGUCCGAGGCUACGUCUUCGCUUCUUGGAUCAACAUCCUCCUACCAUGUGUGCCCGCCGGCUUUGCCGUGAAAUACAGCGGCUGCAGCGCACCGGUCAUCUUUGCGAUCAACUUUCUGGCAAUAUUUCCCGCCUCCGAACUGCUCGGCCUUGCCCUAAAACGAAUCCAAAGGAGACUCAAUACCUCCCUAUGGGCCUUGCUCUAUUCAAGUUUCGGUAAUGCUGUCCAACUCAUCACCUCAAUACUCCUUCUCCGAAGCCGCCAAAUUCGCACCUUGCAGAUGUCGCUAAUCGGCGGAAUCUUAUCAAACAUGCACCUGAUGCUGGGGCUGUCCUUCUUGAUCGGAGGCAUACGAUACUCGGAAGCAUGUUUCAACACGUUCGUCGCAGCCGAAAUGGGUGCGUUGCUUCUCCUAGCAAUAACAGGGAUUAUUAUUCCGACCGCGACUGAGCUACUUGCAAAGCCUACGGACGGAGGGGUGUUACGGCAGUCCCGGGCGUUGUCUGUGGUGUUUUUGGCUGUCUAUUGCUGUUUUUUGUAUUUUCAGUUUCGAUCGCAUUCGGAGCUUUUCGGUCCACCGGACUAUGAUUUCCCUGACGAAGCAGGUAACUCGCAGGACCUUGAAAGAGGCGAAGCAGAAGGGGAACCGGAACAACAGGAAGAGAGCAUCGUGUUCCCGAUCACUGUCAUGGCAAUUUCCACGACACUUAUCGGAUUCCAUGGCCUCUUCGCUACUGAUAAUCUUGAAGCCCUGAUGCAUCAAACCGGGAUGACCGAAACAUUUGUUGGAAUCGUUCUUCUCCCACUUCUCACCAACGACUCCGAACCGGUAAAGGCAGCGGCGAAAGGCGAAAUGGAUAUUUGUUUGCUAUCAACGGUUGGGAAAUGCGUUCAGACAACGUUUCUGAUAAUACCCGUGAUUGUGAUACUUGGGUGGAUUAUGCAGGUGGACAACAUGACGCUUAGUUUUGAUGGAUUCGAGAUUGCGACGUUGUUUGCAUCGGUCAUCUAUAUUAAUGUCCUCAUUUCAAACGGGAAAUCAAACUGGUUGGAGGGUAUUGCGCUGAUUGCUAUGUUUAUGGCUAUAUCGAUUGCAGCUUUCUACAUCGAAUAG